Molecule: messenger RNA, 3276 nt
Organism: Tilletiopsis washingtonensis
Lineage: Eukaryota; Fungi; Basidiomycota; Exobasidiomycetes; Entylomatales
Product: LrgB-domain-containing protein
Exons: 3
Coding region: 174-3050 (958 amino acids)
Source: RefSeq, a predicted model, not a curated record
UCUCUUCUCCACCGCCGCCGCAUCCUCAACCCGCUUGCCUCUCGUUCACGACUCUCGCCACGCAUAUCAAGCCCUACACCAGCGCCGGGGACGCGUCCCGACGCCUGCUCCACACCCACUCGUCUCUCUUCUUCUCACCCUAGCUCGCCGCCGCGGCCGCCGUCUCCGUCGUCAUGAGCGCUCCGUCUGAUGCGCAGACGCCGGCCAUCGCCGUGCCGGCGCCCGUCGUGACGCGCGCCCGCUCGCUCACCAUCGACACCGUCGCCGCCGCACCGCUCAGCAACGUGUCGGCGCAGCAGUCGCCCACGGCCACCAUGAACAACUCGCCGAACCUUGGCAGCGCCAGCGCCGACGCACCUGCGGCCACUGGCGACGUCGAGAAGCAGACGCCGCCGCCGACGCAGCCGGCGCAGUCACCACCGGCCGGCUCCAGCGCCAGCUCGUGCUGCUCCGAGGACCGCAUCCGUGGCUUCGGCGACGUGCGCGAGGCCGCGUACCUGACAUGGCAGCGCCAGCGGCGGCAUCUCUUCACCGCCUGGGUGCAUGUGCCGCUCGGCGUAAUGAGCCUGCUCGUCUUCACAUGGGCGAUCAACCUCGGCAUGCAGGCCGCGCCGUUCCGCUUCCCGGCUGCCGUGAUUGCUGCAUUCAGCCUCUUCGUCUUCCUGCUGCUCCUCGACUGGCUCUCAUCGCGCUUCCCCGGCGCACGCCAGGACGACGCCGAGCAGCAGAGCGAGAAGCCGCAGCGCAGGAGCAAGCGCUUCAUCGAGCCGUGCAUGAAGCUGCUCGCACCUCCUUGCGACUUUUGCCUUCGCAACAUGUCGGUAAUGUUCACGCCGUCCUUCGUGCUAAUUCCCGCUCGCGAGAUCAUCGACGGCAAGGAGAUCGGCCUGAUCAUCGGCUGGUUCGCCGCAACGCAGAUCCUCGCCUUUGUGCUGCCCGUGUACUUCACACGCGGCAUCAACUGGCUCUGGACGCUGCCCGAGGACCUCAAGGCGCGGCGCCAGGCGGCCAAGUGGGAGGCGAAGCGCAAGGAGAUCGUGCGCUCGCGCCGCAACAGCGCCGUCGAGGCCAGCCGGCGCGGCAGCACGGCCACGAUGCACGACGCCGCCCGCCGCGGCAGCACGGCGACGCUGGCCGGCCUCGAGUUCGAGAAGGGCGUCGCCUUCUCGGGCGGCAGCCGCCUCGGCGCCGUCGCCAGCGGCCUCGCCGGCAUCACUGCCACCGUCACGGCGCCCGUCGCGCACGUCAAUAUGGCCAUCGAGGAGGACGAGCAGCGCCACAUGGACGCCGUCAUCAUGGAGCAGGCACGCCAGCAGGGCGAGCCGUUCGUCACGUCGGCCGACUCGGCCAUGUCGUUUGGCAACUUCAGCCCGCGCUCCGACGUCUCGUACUUCAGCCACCCGCACCAUCGCCACCACCACCACCACGACCGCGAGGGCCGCCGCGAGCACCGCGACGGCGAGCCGCGUUCGGCUCGUUCCCGCUCGCGCACGCGCGACUCGCGCCGCCCCGGCAGUGCCAGCCGCCCGAGCAGCGCCGGCCGUCCGGUCAGUGCUGGCCGUCCUGGCAGUGCCGGAGAGGCGCACAGCGCCCGCCCGUCGACGCUCAGCCGCGCCGGCACGAGCUUCCUUGGCAACAUCAAACGUCCCGGCAGUUCCGGCAGCGGCAAGCGCCCCGGCAGCUCGGGCGCCGACGGCGAGCCCGACAUGGUCGACAAGCAGACACCGGCACUGCCGUCGAGCGUCGCGCAGUCUUCGCUCGCACCGACGUCCGGCCGCUUCUCCUCCGCCGAGUACCGCUUCCCGAGCCCGCUGCCGACGCCGCAGAUGCCCUCGAUGGCCUCCGUCGCCUUUGAGUUGCACCUGCCCACCGCUGCCUCGUUCCGCCGCGCCGAGAACGGGCCGUCGGAGAUCGAUGUGGUGCGCGAGGAGUCGACGAGCCCGUCGGCCUCGGCCACGACGACGGCCAACAACUCGCGCCGCCAGUCGCUGAUGUACAGCAACGGCGAGGCGCUCGACCGCCGCGGCUCGGAGAUGAGCAGCGGCGGCGCGACGCUCUACGCCCUCGACUCGAAGCACUCGGCCAACAAGCUCGCGCUGCAGAAGAGCAACGUCGAGCAGCAGCCGGCCGACAACCACGACGACGCGGCGAGCGAGUGCAGCGACGACGAGGAGGACGCCGUCGAGCGCCUCGCGUCGUGGUUCGGCGAUCUCAUCACGCCGGCGUUCUACUUCCUCGUCUUCCUCAUCGGCAUUCCGCUCUGGUUCGCGGCCGACAUCGCGCUGCCCCUCUUCCUCGGCAUCAACUUGCUCACCUUCCUUGCCGCCAUCACCAUCGUGCCGCCGAAGAUCCGCCGCUUCCUGCACCCGAUCCUCAGCACGAGUCUGGCGACGGUGCUCAUCAUCUGGGCCUUUGGCGCCAUGCGCGGGCUGAGCAUCAAGGAGACGCUGGCCUACUACUCGCGCGACGCCAAGUACACGGUGCUCUGGUCGCUGCAGGGCUACAGCGGCCCGAUCCCGGGCGCCGGCGACAUCCUCUUCAGCACGCUCGACGCCGGCGUCGUGUCGCUCGCGGUGCCGAUGUACCGCUACCGCAAGGACCUCAAGGCCAACUUCUGGCGCAUGCUCUGCGCGCUGCUGCCGUGCGCGGCGCUGUCGCUCUUUGUCUGGCCCUACCUCGCCUACCUCAUGGGCAUGAACCGCGUCCACUCGCUCGCCUUUGCCGCGCGCUUCAUGUCGACGCCGCUCGCCAUCGAGCUGGCGACGAACAUCGGCGCCGACCAGUCGAUCACCGUUAUUCUCGUCGUCGUCACGGGCGUCAUCUACGCCAUCGUCAAGGAGCCCGUGUUCCGCUGGCUGCGCGUCACCGACGACAUGGUCGUCGGCAUCACCAUGGGCAGCACGGCCGGUGCCAUCGGCGCCUCGUCGCUCAUCUCCAAGCCGCGCCAGCUCGCGCUUGCCAGCCUCUGCUUCAUCAUCUUUGGCGCGAUGCUCCUCAUCGCCACUGCCAUUCCGCCCGUCGUUCAGCUCGUUCAGAGCCUGGCUGCCUGAGCCCACUCGUUACCACUUCGUUCCUUGCCCGUCACACUUCAUCUCCCUUGUACUUUUACUGCAUCACCGCGGGUCCGCGCCGCGCCCUAGACAUCUGCCAAUAGCGACGUGGUCAUCUGUAGCCAAAGGCAAGCGUGCGAGAGACCGACUGCGCGCGAGCGCACACGAUCAGCAAGCCACUGAGACGAUGGAGAUGAGACGCGACGGAGGAGGCCCCGGCACUCGU